UGGCUGAGGCCAUCGCUCUAUCAGUGGCGGCUGCUGCCUGCUCCGGAGGUGGGCUGCGCUGUGGCGGCCGAAGCUGGCAGAGCUGGAAGCCAGAGCCGGGCUUUUCCCGCUUCUACUUGAAGCUGUGAAUUCCUUUGGACAACUGAUGAUAUUUAUCAUUGUGCCCAGUUUCUACAAAUAAAAAAAUGGGUGGAUUAUUUUCUCGUUGGAGGACAAAACCUUCAACUGUAGAGGUUCUGGAAAAUAUAGAUAAGGAAAUUCAAGCAUUGGAAGAAUUUAGGGAAAAAAAUCAGAGAUUACAAAAAUUAUGGGUUGGAAGAUUAAUUCUCUACUCUUCAAUUCUCUAUCUGUUUACAUGUUUAAUUGUAUACUUAUGGUACCUUCCCGAUGAAUUUACAGCAAGACUUGCCAUGACACUCCCAUUUUUUGCUUUCCCAUUAAUCAUCUGGAGCAUAAGAACGGUGCUUAUUUUCUUCUUUUCCAAGAGAACAGAAAGAAAUAAUGAAGCAUUGGAUGAUUUAAAAUCCCAGAAGAAAAAAAUACUUGAAGAAGUCAUGGAAAAAGAAACUUAUAAAACGGCUAAAUUAAUUCUUGAAAGGUUUGAUCCGGACUCAAAGAAAGCAAAGGAGUUGGAGCCACCAUCUGCUGGAGCAACUUUAACUGCAAGACCUGGACAAGAGAUUCGUCAGCGACCUGUAGCUCAAAGAAACCUUUCUCCAGCACCAGCAGGCUCUAGCCAGGGCUCUCCCCCAAAAGUUCCAGUAUCUCCUGGACCACCAAAGGACUCUUCGGCCCCUGGUGGACCCCCAGAAAGAACUGUUAUUCCAGCCCUAUCGUCAAAUGUGUUACCAAGACGUUUUGGAUCUCCUGCUACUUCAGUGCCUGGAAUGGGUCUUCAUCCUCCUGGUCCACCUUUAGCAAGACCUAUUCUGCCCCGAGAACGAGGUGCUCUGGAUAGAAUUGUUGAAUAUUUAGUUGGUGAUGGUCCACAGAACAGGUAUGCCCUUAUAUGUCAGCAGUGUUUUUCUCACAAUGGCAUGGCUUUGAAAGAAGAAUUUGAAUACAUUGCUUUUCGUUGUGCCUACUGUUUUUUCUUGAAUCCUGCAAGAAAAACCAGACCCCAGGCUCCAAGACUUCCAGAGUUUAGUUUUGAGAAGGGGCAGACUUUGGAAGGCUCAAGUACAGUUGGUUCCUUGCCCUCAGGAAGUGUGAUUUCAUCAGAGAACCAGAUCAUUGAAGAAUCUUUAGAAGAACAAGAUGUUCUAGAUAACAGUACAGAGCAGACAGAUGACAAAAUACAGGAUACAGAGCAGACAGACCCAGUGAUUGAACAAGCAUCUGGCACAGAGAAACCAGAGGAGAAGCAAGAAGAGACUGAGAAUGAGCAAACCUCAGUGAAUACAGCCAAAUCAACAGUUCCCACAGCUGAUGCUAUUCCUAAUCCUGAACUAAGUGGAGAAUCUUCGACAAUGUAGUAAAUGCUUCCACGUGCCUUCAACUGGAUAUUUGUAGUCUUGUUGAUGUCAGUUAUUGCUUUCUUAGGUGGUACUUUCUUUUUUUUUUUUCCCCUCUAAAGACAUGCUUGAUGUCAUCUGAAUUUCAGAUUGCCUAGCUAUUUCAAUAUGUCAAAGUUAUGUCUACUGGCUAUUAAAAUUAAAAGCAAGUAAUAUCAGUAAAGUAAAAUCCUUUUUAAUGUAUAAAAACCACACUGUUUAGACAGCUUUUAGGUAUUUUUUUCCAUUCUAAAUGUAAACAAAUAUGAUAGCAGUUUUGUUUUUUAUCUGUGACCUGUAAAUACUAUCCAUUUUGACAUAGGAAGAACUUUGGUUAGGAAUAAGUUCUAAUGGCAUUUGUUUUAAGGAAUGAAACUCAAUUAAGAUUUUUAAUUCUACAUCAUUAAAAUGGAUAGAAUUUUAACUCUUGAGAUAUUUUCCAGGGGGUAAAAUGUCUAUUUAGGCAUUUAUAUUAAGAGGUAUGAAAGUUAUUACAGUAACAAUAUAGGCAUUGGUAUGAAUUCUCAGUAAGAAUGCAGUCGAACAGUCAAGUGCAGUGUUACUUUUGAUGUCUCUUUUUUUGCACCUGGGCCAGAGGUACCUGAUAUAUAUAAUUAGCUUAUGUUUACAUAUUAACAUAUAGGAACUAUCUCUGCACUUGACUGUAGUUGAAUUUUGAGCAUUAUUUAUAUUUGUAAAAUAAUGAUAUUGUAAGUGAAUUUUGUGCUCUAUUGUGUAUUUUGUUAAGGAAAAUAAAGAUGAUCUGG
This is a messenger RNA of Kogia breviceps (pygmy sperm whale), 2260 nucleotides long. RefSeq names its product lunapark, ER junction formation factor (gene LNPK). Gene Ontology annotation, cellular component: endoplasmic reticulum tubular network. Lineage: Eukaryota; Metazoa; Chordata; Mammalia; Artiodactyla; Physeteridae. Gene Ontology annotation, biological process: endoplasmic reticulum tubular network organization. The record is from RefSeq and is a predicted model, not a curated record.